Cuscuta epithymum is the source of this 405-nucleotide messenger RNA. Lineage: Eukaryota; Viridiplantae; Streptophyta; Magnoliopsida; Solanales; Convolvulaceae. The record is from the annotation of a GenBank genome assembly.
GUCUUCUUCAUGAGCGAUUGUCGUCGAUUUCAGGGACAUACUAGGUCAGCAACAAUCUCCUUCAGCGCUUCAGAGCAGGUGAAUCGGGAUAUACUUUGUGAAUUUGGAAAAACCUUGCCCUUCUAUCCGCUCCAGGUGAAAGCAGAUGAGAGUGGUGUUUCAAUUUGGUCUCCUAUUCGUGCGGCAUACUUGAGGUGGAAAAGGAAAGGAAAACAAACAUAUAAACCUCCGCAAGAAAAAGUGGUCACUAUGAGGGGAUUUCUGUUUUAUGAAGCUGUUCGUCAGUGCCUAUCAAGCCUAUGCUAUUCUGCAUCUUUAUUCUUGCACUCAUGCCCUUUUUCUCUUACAGUGCUAUUUGUUUUUUGGUAUGAAAAUUUAGUUGGAAUAUGUUAAAAAUGAUCACCU